GCAGGAGGCAGUGGGGUGGGGGUGCCGGACCCCCCCACCCUGCACCCACCACCCCCUCGUGUCCCCCCCAGGCAGCCCGACAAGCUGGUGGUGGUCUGGACCCGGAGGAACCGCCGCAUCUGCACCAAGGCUCAUAGCUGGCAGCCAGGCAUCGAGAACCCGUACCGCGGCCUGGUGGUCUGGAUGGUGCCCGAGAAUGUGGACAUCACCGUCACCCUCUACCGGGACCCGCACGCCGAGGAGUAUGAGGACAAGGAGUGGACGUUCGUCAUUGAGAAUGAGUCGAGGAAGGUGCUGGCCUCAGUGGCCGGGAACACGCAGCGCCUCCGUGCGGGGACAGGGGCGGGGGGGCGGGGCGGGCACCUGCGGGUGCCGGGGGGUCCCGGUGGGUCUGAGCAGCCCCUGCCUUGUCCCCGUAGUAACUACGAGGCCCUGGACCCGCUGGACAUCAAGAAGAACAACAAGCUGGCCUUUGACGGCUUCGCCACGCUGGGCGUCGCGCGGCUGCUGGACCCGGCCGACAUGCUCUUCCUGGCCGUGCCCGACAAGCUCAUCGUCAUGACCUACCUGUGCCAGAUCCGCGCCCGCUUCACGGGCCCGGAGCUCAGCCUGGUGCAGCUGGGCGGCGGCGACAGCCAGAGCACCUACAGCCUGGGCCAGCCCGGCCCCGCGCCCCUCGAGCCCCCCUGGCCCCCCGCCACUGCCACCGCCAAGGAUGCUAGGAUGGAGGUCAAGGUAGGGGCCGCAAAGGAUGCUGGGAUGGAGCUCAAGGCAGCAGCCGCAAAGGUUGCUGGGGUUAAAGCCAAGGCAGGAGCCGCAAAGGAUGCUGGGAUUGAGGCCAAAGUGGGAGCAGCAAGGGAUGCUGGGAUUGAGGCAGAGGUGGGGGCCCCAAAGGAUGCUGGGGUUGAGGCCAAACUGGGAGCAGCAAAGGAUGCUGGGACUGUGGUCAAGGCAGGGCCCACAAAGGAUGCUGGGAUUGUGGUCAAGGCAGGGGCUGCAAAGGAUGCUGGGAUUGCGGUCAAGGUGGGAGCUGCAAAGGAUGCUGGGAUAGAGGCCCAGGCAGGGGCUGCAAAGGAUGCUGGGAUUGCGGUCAAGGUGGGAGCCCCAAAGGAUGCUGGGAUUAAGAUCAAAGCAGGAGCAGCAAGGGAUGCUGGGAGUGAGGUCAAGGUGGGGCCUGUAAAGGAUGCUGGGACCGAGGCUAAGGCAAGGCCCACAAAGGAUCCUGGGAUGGAGGUCCAGGAAAAAGAUGCUGGGAUUAAGGAGGCAAAGGCUGCUGGGACUGAGGCUCACACUGAGGCAAAGGCUGCUGGGACUGCGGCCAAGGCAGGGGUGACAAAGGAUGCUGGGAUAGUGGCCAUCAAUGGCAUCAUCCCCCAGCCAGCCCUGAAGCCCAAGGCAGAGCUGCGUGCUGCAAAGGAUCUUGGGAUUGAGGUCAAGGUGGGGGUUGCAAAGGAUGCUGGGAUUGAGGUCAGGGCAGGGAUUGCAAUGGAUGCUGGGAAUGAGGCUCACACUGUGGCAAAGGAUGCUGGGACUGAGGUCAAGGUGGAGGUUGCAAAGGAUGCUGGGAUUGAGGUCAGGGCAGGGAUUGCAAUGGAUGCUAGGACUGAGGUCAAAAUGGGGGCUGCAAAGGAUCCUGGGAUGGAGGUUAAGGAAGGCAUCACAAAGGAUGCUGGGAUUGAGGCUCACACUGAGGCAAAGGCUGCUGGGACUGAGGCCAAGGCAGGGGUGACAAAGGAUGCUGGGAUCGUGGCCAUAAACAGCACCAUCCCCCAGCCAGCCCUGAAGCCCAAGGCGGAGCUGUGUGUUGCAAAGGAUUUUGGGAUUGAGGUCAAGCUGGGGGCUGUAAGGGAUGCUGGGACUGAGGCUAAGGCAGUGCCUGCAAAGGAUCCUGGGAUGGAGGUCAAGGAAGGGAUUGCAAAGGCUGCUGGGAUUGAGGCUCACACUGAGGCAAAGGAUGCUGGGAUUGAGGUCAGGGUGGGCCCCGCAAAGGAUGCUAGGACUGAGGUCAAAGUGGGGGCUGCAAAGGAUCCUGGGAUGGAGGUCAAGGAAGGGAUUGCAAAGGCUGCUGGGAUUGAGGCUCACACUGAGGCAAAGGAUGCUGGGAUUGAGGUCAGGGUGGGCCCCGCAAAGGAUGCUAGGACUGAGGUCAAAGUGGGGGCUGCAAAGGAUCCUGGGAUGGAGGUCAAGGAAGGGAUUGCAAAGGCUGCUGGGAUUGAGGCUCACACUGAGGCAAAGGCUGCUGGGACUGAGGCCAAGGCAGGGGUGACAAAGGAUGCUGGGAUCGUGGCCAUCAACGGCACCAUCCCCCAGCCAGCCCUGAAGCCCCAGGCAGAGCUGCCUGCUGCAAAGGAUGUUGGGACUGAGGCCAAGGCAGGGCCUGCAAAGGAUGCUGGGAUGGAGGCCCGAAAGGAGUUGUCCAAGGAUGCUGGGACUGAGGCCAAGGCAGGGCCCACAAAGGAUUCUGGGACUGAGGCCAGCACGGAGGCAGCAAAGGAUGCUGGGAAAGCGGCGGUCAAUGGGGCCGCCCCCCUGGCAGCCACGAAGCUGCCGCUGAGGAUCCUGGGCUGGAGGCCGCGACAGGGGCCGCAAAGGAUGCUGGGACUGGGGUCCAUACAGAGACAGCAAAGGAUGCUGGGAAACUGCCCCAGCCAGCCACGACCCCGGAGGCUGGACCCCCUGCUGCAAAGGAUGCUGGGAGCCCAGGCGCAGAGGAUGCUGGGAAGAAGUGGAUCAACCGGGCCAGGGCCUCGCCCCCCCGGGAGCCGGAGCCAGCUGCAAAGGAUGCUGGGAAGGUGGAGGGUGCGGGGGGCUGGAUCCAGGCCUGAUCCUGGGGUGGGGACUGGGGCAGAGACCUGCGCCUCCCAGAGGGCCCGAUCCUGCUCCCCCCUCACCUCCGUGCCCCCCCAGCGGUUCCAGGACACCAGCCAGUACGUGCUGGCCGAGCUGCGGGCGCUGGAGGUGGAGCAGCAGCAGCUGGACGCCCGCGCGGCCGUGGUGGAGACAGACCUGCGCUUCCUCAUGGAGUCCGGCACGGACCGCCCACGGGAGGAGGAGCUCAUCCAGGAGUGGUUCACACUGGUGAACAAGAAGAACGCGCUGAUUCGGCGCCAGGACCAGCUCCAGCUGCUGUGAGUCCCACGGGCCGGGG
Molecule: messenger RNA, 3148 nt
Organism: Alligator sinensis (Chinese alligator)
Lineage: Eukaryota; Metazoa; Chordata; Crocodylia; Alligatoridae
Product: EH domain-binding protein 1-like protein 1
Exons: 10
Source: RefSeq, a predicted model, not a curated record